CAGUGGUGCAAUCGCGUGAAUUGAUAGGUUCAGCAAAUUUAAGGCAAAGUUGUGCAAUUCUUUACCAUUCCGCCCGUUGGCGGCGUCCAAAAAAGUGCUGAGAAGAUUCAAACGACUUUUAAUUAUGUGUUGUGCCGUUGAAUAUCCACAAUUGUCUCAGAAAAUGGGCGUGACAGACCCACCGAGUGUAUGUUACUCGUUGUCAAACAAAAAUGCAAAAGUUAAAUUAGGAAUUAAUAUGGCAAAGGAAAGGAAACUGAAGAGGAAAGAGAAAAUUGAAAAUGACUUACAAAUACCAAAGGUAGUCAUUCAAGAUAUGACAGAAAACUGUAUAGAAUCCAAAGAUGUUUCUGAAAUACCAGAUAUGAAAGAUAAGAAAAAGAAAAAGAAGUGGAAAUCGGUCUCUCUAAAUGACCUCGGCUUCAACCUUUCGCUUUUUCCAAGGCCUACGCGACCUGAAAUGAUUGAUCCCGAGGAAGAAUCUAAAAUAAUUGACAAAAUAGAAAACGAACUUGAAGAAUAUGAUAAACUGGUCGACAGUUACAGGGAUUUCGACACAACAGAAACUGAGCUGUUCGAGGGAAACUGCAAGAAAAAUGAUAAACUUGCCAGAAAUGACAGAGAUAGAAAAGUUAGGAAGGCUGGAAGACAAAUUAAAGACAAACAUUGCACGAGUGUAAAAAAUAACAAAGGACGCAGAAAGUUGUUUAUUCAUCAUCGAUUAUUCAAACUAAUCAAUUUUGAAGUACAAAGGUUGACGCAUUAUAUACCUACAGGGAUUAAUUUUAGAAUUAUUGACCUUAGAUCUAAUAAAAGUGCAGAUGAAACUAAAUCAAGAUUAAAACCACACGGGGCUAUUCCUAGUAAUAAUAAUAAUAAUAAUCGAGCGGCCACAGCUCAGAAUUUGCGCUUUGCUCUGCAAAAAUCAAACGCAGCAUCACAUUUCGAAUCAAAUUUUGUAAGUGUUCUUAUUAAUCUGCAACACAGGGAUUUGACUCCCGAAGAUUAUGACCUCCUUCUACGACUUGACGAAUCUGUUGCUCCUAAAACUGUUGAUAAAUCUUUACUUGACAACUUCAAAACUGACGUGGUUGAUAACAACAGUGCUGGUGAUAUUUGUCCAGUGUGUAUGGACGCCUAUGAAAUCGGACAAAAUAGAAAGUUUCUGCCUUGUAACCACGUUUUCCAUGCUAAGUGUAUAGACAUGUGGCUCGAAAAUUCUUCCAGAAAUUGUCCUAUAGAUGGACUACCCGUUGAUGAACCCUCAUGACAAGAGAAAGACACUGGUACUUUGAAUAAUUUUUACACAUUUAUACAUAUAUUAAAACCUCUAUGAGGUAACAUUUAGAGGCCUUUUUCAUUGAUUUUACUAAAAUAGCCUGUAUGUUAUUGGCUUAAAAUUUAUAUUGCAUACAAAUAUCAAUAUUUCUUUUCAUUACUUACAUUAUGUAUUAAAGUGCCUUUCAAAUAUUUAUAAGCCUUGUUCAUAAAGUAUGUACGAUUUCCAUUCAUUUAUUGAAAGGAAUAUUCGAUGUUAUUAUUUCUCUAUUGAAAUAAAUAAAAUAUCGUUAAAAGAAAA
Messenger RNA from Ruditapes philippinarum (Manila clam), 1579 nucleotides. RefSeq lists its product as uncharacterized. Gene Ontology annotation, cellular component: nucleoplasm; cytoplasm. The transcript is spliced from 2 exons. Lineage: Eukaryota; Metazoa; Mollusca; Bivalvia; Venerida; Veneridae. The record is from RefSeq and is a predicted model, not a curated record. The coding region runs from base 125 to 1270 and encodes 381 amino acids.